Molecule: messenger RNA, 887 nt
Organism: Dipodomys ordii (Ord's kangaroo rat)
Lineage: Eukaryota; Metazoa; Chordata; Mammalia; Rodentia; Heteromyidae
Product: actin, muscle-like
Exons: 6
Coding region: 1-846 (281 amino acids)
Biological process (GO): skeletal muscle thin filament assembly
Cellular component (GO): actin filament; stress fiber; striated muscle thin filament
Source: RefSeq, a predicted model, not a curated record
AUGGACAUGCUCAGCAUCGACCCUGUCCCACCUACCUUCAGUACUUCUAGAAACCUCAAAGGCAGGUCCUCACAGAGGAGCAGUACAAUUGGAGGCCCUCCAGUAGGUGGUGGUUCUAAAGGUGACUGGCAUACAUCACCCUCUAAGUGUGAAGAUGGGUCCCCUGGCAUCGUGCUGGACUCUGGCGACGGCGUCACCCACAACGUGCCCAUUUAUGAGGGCUACGCGCUCCCGCAUGCCAUCAUGCGUCUGGACUUGGCCGGCCGCGACCUCACGGACUACCUGAUGAAGAUCCUCACUGAGCGCGGCUACUCCUUCGUGACUACGGCCGAGCGCGAGAUCGUGCGCGACAUCAAGGAGAAGCUGUGCUAUGUGGCGCUGGACUUCGAGAACGAGAUGGCCACCGCCGCCUCCUCCUCCUCCCUGGAGAAGAGCUACGAGCUGCCCGACGGGCAGGUCAUCACCAUCGGCAACGAGCGUUUCCGCUGCCCGGAGACGCUCUUCCAGCCCUCCUUCAUCGGCAUGGAGUCGGCGGGAAUCCAUGAGACGACGUACAACAGCAUCAUGAAGUGUGACAUCGACAUCCGCAAGGACCUGUACGCCAACAACGUCAUGUCGGGGGGCACCACCAUGUACCCCGGGAUCGCUGACCGCAUGCAGAAGGAGAUAACGGCGCUGGCCCCGAGCACCAUGAAAAUCAAGAUCAUCGCCCCCCCGGAGCGCAAGUACUCCGUGUGGAUCGGCGGCUCCAUCCUGGCGUCGCUGUCCACCUUCCAGCAGAUGUGGAUCACCAAGCAGGAGUAUGACGAGGCGGGGCCCUCCAUCGUGCACCGCAAGUGCUUCUAAGCGCGCGCGCGCGCGCCCGGCGGCGGCUGCGUCGCGCACAC